Molecule: messenger RNA, 2220 nt
Organism: Jaminaea rosea
Lineage: Eukaryota; Fungi; Basidiomycota; Exobasidiomycetes; Microstromatales
Exons: 2
Coding region: 47-1783 (578 amino acids)
Source: RefSeq, a predicted model, not a curated record
CUCCUCCUCCUAAUCAUCCUAACCAUCGCCACCGCCAAUCAGUGAGAUGGCAGAGGAAGAUGAGCACAAACCCGGUCUCCGCCUCGAUCUAUUGCCAUGGGAGAUCCUCACAUCAAUAGCCACCCACCUGCGUCCUCGCCCACAUGCAUCCAUCUACCCUCACCCGCAGGCGACAUCCAUGGAUCUCUCAUCCGUCACGAUCCCUUCCAAGACGGCAAUGAAUGACCUCGUCUCCCUCGCCUUGACCUCACGUUCUUGCUACCUGGCUGCCCUUCCGCCUGUCUACUACGCACCUGCUCUGAUCAGUAACAAGCAAGUGCGCCUUCUCGCCAACUCCUUAGCUCGCGACAUCAUUCCCAGAGGACCACCAGGACAGAACGAGGGCCUGGAUCGAGAUGUGCAAGCCCAUCAUCGGCUGCGACAGCCGCAUCACUUGUUUCUGCCCAACGACGGCUUGAUGAUGGCAAACGAUGACGCCUCGGAUCAGACGGAGUGGGCACCUUCGCUCAGGAACAUCUUCAGGACGAGCUGCAGCCGACUGGACAGCGUGCUGCUGGGAGCCAGACCGGACGGUGCGAUGCUGAGCGAGUUCUUCGAUUCUGAAGUCGUUUCGAGGCCGAGAAGGGUGACGAUUCUCAAUUUCUACUCCUCCCCGCCCUUCUCGACAUACUCUCUCCUGCCUCUCGCCCAAUGCACUCACCUGCACCUCAUUCAACUCAUACCCCGUGACCCCCUCAUCAACUUCCUCUCUGGCCUCGCUCCCUCUUCAUCCCCUCAGGCCCGCCAUCACCCUCUUCGCACCCUCCGCCUCUCACAACUCCACUCCGAGUCACUCCUCGACUUUCCCGCCUACAUAACCUGGCGUCGCGCCUCAGACGCUUGGAACGCUCUGACCACCUCGGAGCGACGGGCACGCACAAAUGCUGGAGUCCCUCCACCGGCGCGACCGGCAAGAGUGCCAGCGAGACGGUUCGAGGCGCAGGAAACCUUGUAUAGUCUGGCGACAGUUGCUGGGCCGAGGCUGAGGGACUUUGGGUGUCUGAUCAUCGAGCUCGCUGAGUUGAGCAGAUUGGCCGAGCCUGAGGACGCGCCGCUCCUUGGCGGUGGAGCUACGGCCAUCGCCGUGGAUGCAACGACGGAAGCUGCUACUGGUGUGCUGCAGACAACGAAUGGCACAAUCGAUGCUGCGGCGUCUGCGGAGAGUGAAGAUGGCGAAAGUGCCAAUGAGCAGCUAAGAAGAGAGGUGGCAGACGACGCCGAGAGAGCACGCACGGCUUCGCGAGACGCCUACUGGAUCGAGACGAGAGCGGGCAGGGAGGCCUUGCGUGAGCUCUUUGAGGAGGCGAGGCGGGACGCUGUAGCCAAAGCUGGCACUGCUGCGGUCACCGUGGGCAACGGGCAAGAGGGAGAGACAGCAGCCUCGGCGGAGACGGAGACAGACACCGGCAUGCCCUCGGUCGAAGUCCGCAUCGUUGCUCCUCGCCCAGGAGGAUGGAGCAGCGAUGAGUGUCGACAGGACUUUGAGGCCCAAGUGCAGGCUUGCGAUUUGCAGUCAAGGAAGCGGCCGUCAGGUGUAGGAGUAGAGGAGGACGACGGCACCUGCUACUCAGAUCCGGACGUCUUCUGGCUGGCGGAGCAUCGGCCCUGGCUAAGCUACCAUGGUGCGUCGAUGGAGGAGUGGGAGGGGAGAGGCGAUACCGAAGGCGGCACUGGAAGGAAUGCACGGCGUUGGUGGUGGACUGGCAGCCUGCCGAGGGUGAAUGCCGGAGCGGGCACGAGAUAAUGUGAGGAACAGCAAACCAUCCAACUGUAAAUUAGACGUGACCACACGCAAUGCGAAUGAGCCGAGCAUGCCAACAUUCCUCCGCUCACUUCUCAUGAGCUGCCCUUAGACGCCGCCUUCUUCAGUGCGGCCAUGAUCGUCGGCAAGUACACCUUGCGGUUGGCCCUUGCGUUUCCCUGUUUCCACACUUGGGCCCGCACGAUGUCGUUGGACCCAUUUGUCGCUUCCAGCUUCCCACUCGUCCCAUCUAUGCCAGACACGCGCUCCUUCUUGCCCGUUGAAGACAGCCGCGCUCCCUUCCAGGGCGUCUGUAGCUCCAGCUGGUUGUGGGUUGGGUCCUCCAAGUCUGACCGCACAGCAUCGAAGAGGCUCCCCACCUCCUGCGCAGAGGUCUCACUGGAGGAACGCAUAGCAAACACCAGCUCCCUCUUGUGCUU